Messenger RNA from Acanthochromis polyacanthus (spiny chromis), 1241 nucleotides. It is a transcript of the gene nrgna, whose product is annotated as neurogranin (protein kinase C substrate, RC3) a. The transcript has 3 exons. Lineage: Eukaryota; Metazoa; Chordata; Actinopteri; Pomacentridae. The coding region runs from base 141 to 335 and encodes 64 amino acids. Gene Ontology annotation, molecular function: calmodulin binding. The record is from RefSeq and is a predicted model, not a curated record.
UAGUAAGAGCCAGUGAGGCAUCUGUAUUAUACCGGAGACUCAUUUAAAGAGAGCUUUGCUUGGUCCACAUAGAAACUGAGGCACACAAGUCAUACUAGGUCAACUCAUCCGAAGACUGAAGCCAUCUCUGAGAGUAAGAAAUGGACUGUCACAAUGAGGAGUGCAGCCGGCCCCAGGAGGAGGAGGACAUCAUGGACAUCCCCCUGGAUGACCCGGAGGCCAACAGGGCUGCUGCCAAGAUCCAAGCUGGGUUCCGUGGUCACAUGACCCGCAAGAAGAUGAAGCCGGAGGACAAAGCAGAGGGGGAGGAGAGACAGGAAGAUCGGGGGCAGUAGAGAGAGACGACACAUCUGUGCCAGAACAGUGACGCCCCUGUCCUGACCUGGAUGAACAGAAAGACGGGAAGCAAGGUAGUGAGAGAUGGCUGGCAUACGCUGGCUAGGCUGGCUUUCAGGCACGCCUUUUUACCCCAGGAGUCAUUUUCUUUUUUCACACAAAUUAGCAGUAGAAAAUGAACAGUUUUUGAGGGUGUGUUAUGUGAAUUUUGUGAACUUUAACACUCCUUCUCUGCUUCUUCAGCAGCCUCAUCAGUACGGAUGUCUUUGACCCAGAAUUUGCAACUCACUGCAUGUACUUGUGAAACUUCUGGUAGUGUGCUAGUUUUUAGAUGAUGAUCUGUGAAUGUGAAAAUGAAUGUCCUCUAAAUGCUAAACAGGGCUUUUUUUGGAUGGAUCAGUUCAUACCGUCUGUGUAUAAACCUUGUAUGCAUCACUUUUGGUGACUAGUGGCUUUAAAUGAUUUGUUAUUUUGCACUGUUUCCUGAUGUGCUUGUAUCUUGACUAUUAUUUAUCUUUUUGACUUGCUUACAAAAUGAUUAAAACAUCAAAAGAGAAGUAGCUAUGAAUGUUCUAUUUAUUUAUUAUCUUUCUGAGCACAUAAAUAAGUUCUCUUCACAUUUUCAAGCAUUUUCUAUAAAUCUGAUCUUCCAGAACAGUAAGCAUGCAGUAAUUACACUUCUUUCCAGAUGCAUUUGGAACAGCUUUACCUUAUAAGACACCGGCUCAAUAUGUUCUGUUGUUGUGUUGGUGGGUUUACUUGUUUGACCUAUGUUAAAAUCAGUUGUGUAGAAUGUCAUUGUCAGAGUUUGCAGAGCCUUCAUGCUUUAAAACUAACUGAAUAGUACCUUGCUGAACUUUGGUGUAGAGUCAUGGCAUUACACUAAUAAAUCCACCUUAAAUAUA